Molecule: messenger RNA, 1964 nt
Organism: Rosa chinensis
Lineage: Eukaryota; Viridiplantae; Streptophyta; Magnoliopsida; Rosales; Rosaceae
Product: serine/arginine-rich splicing factor RS41
Exons: 6
Coding region: 667-1677 (336 amino acids)
Biological process (GO): mRNA splicing, via spliceosome
Cellular component (GO): cytosol; nuclear speck
Molecular function (GO): mRNA binding
Source: RefSeq, a predicted model, not a curated record
AGUGGAUAUGAAGGCUGAUCUGUGCAUAUGCAUGUAAUCUGCACUGAUUGUCCAUUGAUAGUAAGGAUUCUGUAAAACUAUUAUCCCCUGGAGGUUACAGAAGCAAGGCAAUUCAUCCGAGCCGUAUCCACCCGUCUCACCCAUGCCCUGCUUCUUCGGCAGCCCAACCGAAUAAUCAUCCCGAACACAUGCUCCGCGGCAGCCGUCUUCCGUUGUUGAGUUCCUGUGGGGGUUCAGGAUACGUUUAAGAAACAAGCAUGUAUUAUAUGACGCAUAAACCCCCAUACUCAACAUUUUCUUUGACGCAGGAUUAUCUUGGGAUAUCCAUUCUCUUCCAGGCUAGUGGAUGGGCUCUACAGAAUUCCGUUUCUUGCCUGUGACGAGAUCCCUCUUCUUGUUUUCAAGAAGAGUCAUUCUGACCUGCAAUGGCACUACCACCAUUCCACAUUUCCACAGUCACCAUUGUCUUUCAUUCCUCAUGACUUUCGCCCAGCCCUCAAUGUCAGACAUGUUUCAAGAUUGAAACACUGCUGAUUCGACCGCAAAGGCAGCAGAUUAGAUGGAGAAGGCACCAUCUUUACACUGACCCACCAUGAGACAUUCACUUUUGGAUUCUUGUCCCUUGACAUCACUUAGUUCAUUAUACAAGGUUUUGCAUUCAUUUACAUGGAUGACGAGAGAGAUGCUGACUAUGCAAUACGGGGACUCGAUCGGAGAGAAUUUGGUCGAAAAGGGCGCAGGCUUCGUGUUGAAUGGUCAAAGGUAUCCAGUCAUGAGCGUGGUUCUAGAAGACCUGGUGCUUCAAGAAGGUCUUCAACUAAUACAAGGCCGUCAAAGACCUUGUUUGUUAUAAAUUUUGAUCCAUAUCACACCAGGACCAAGGAUUUGGAGAGGCAUUUUGAUCCAUAUGGGAAAAUAAUAAGUGUAAGGAUCCGAAGGAAUUUCGCUUUUGUUCAGUAUGAGUCACAGGAGGAUGCUACUAGGGCACUGGAGGCUACAAACAUGAGCAAGCUGAUGGACCGAGUUAUAUCGGUUGAAUAUGCAGUUCGUGAUGAUGAUGAAAGAAGAGAUGGCUAUAGCCCUGACAGGAGAAGUCGUGAUAGGUCACUAGAGAGAGGCCGUGACAGAAGAAGAUCCCCAAGUCCCUACAAAAGAGAGAGGGGAAGCCCUGAUUAUGGCCGUGGCCCUAGCCCUGGUCCAUACCGGAGGGAGAGGGGUAGUCCUGAUUAUGGACGUGGCACAAGUCCUUACCGAAGGGAGAGAGCAAGCCCUGACUAUGCCCGUGGGCGCAGCCCAAGUCCUUAUAGGAGGGAGAGAUCUGAUCGUGGGAGGGUCUCCAGUCGUAGUCCCCGAAAAGAGAGGGUGAGUGUUGAUCAUGGCCGUGAUCGCAGCCGCAGCCGUAGUCCUUAUGUUGGAAGAGAUAGGGCUGUUGCUGAAAAUGGCCAUGCUCCAAGUCCUAGUCCUCCUCCUUAUAAGAGAGCUAGAGUUAGCCCGGAAAAUGGUCAUGGUCCCAGCAGUAGCCCUUAUGAAGGAGAGAGGGCCAACAGCCCCGAAGAAGGUCGUAUUCCAAGUCCCAACUCUGUGCCCGAUGGCAAGGACAGCCCCAAUUAUGGUGGGCCUGAAAGCCCCAUGCAUGAGAGAUAUAACAGCCGUUCACCCCAAGCUGAGGAGGAAUGAUCUUGGUGGUCCGUAUUAGUGUCUGGUGACGUGUGGAGUCAAGCUUUGUCUGUUGCAAUUUGUAGUUCCCAGGACAUCCAAUGUGGGUUUGAUCAAGAGAUACAGCUUGUGUAGUUUCGUGUAGCCUAGUUUUAGCUUUUAGAUGCUCAUGUGUUGUAGUUUCUGCUUAAAACCUUGAAGGAACUUACUAUUUUCAGUUAUUGUUUCUGAGCAAGACUCCUAAUACAGAAUUUGCCCCCAUUUGGCACCAAAUUAAUGACAUUUUAUGUCGGAUUUGUUAAGUUUCA